UCUCACACCUAAUUGAUGCUAUUGCAUCAUAUUUUCUAUACAAAAUAUAUAUAACAUUCGAUUUAGCAGCAAUAGGACUAGAUAAUGAAAAAUUAAUGAAAACGCCACACCAGACGGUACUGUAGGUUUUUUUUGGUCCACGCUGCCUACUGUACUUAGUGGGAGGGGCGACUGUUGUAGUCUUUCAGACAUGUCAACAACAUGCCGGAGUCCAGAAGUGAGGCAGAGACAGACGAGAAAGGAGAAACACCGUCUAAAAAUAUAAUUUCAGUAAUUUCUCAGUUCGCUGACGAUAAUUUAACCAUUGUCCGGAACAUCAGUACUGGACUAGCAAUUGCCGGGGUAAUAGUAAUAUCAAGGAGUAUUAAAUUGAUCACUAGGUUUGGAUUAGCCUCCGACAUCCCAGCGAGGUUCAUAGAGAAGAAUGUGAGCCUCAGAGGGAGAGUCCAGACCAUCACAGAGACGGGACUGGAGGUGGAGCACAUCCCCAUCUACAUCCCUGUCCUCUCUCCCCUGCUGGCUAAAGGUGGUGGUCGUGUGUAUCCACUGGCUGUGCGCCUGGCGGGGGUGGAGCUGACCCCAGAGGGGACGGUGUGGCUGGAGCAGCACCUGAGCCCAGCCCAGACGGUGUGGCUCAAACUGGUCAGCAGAGAGGAGGAGACACUGCACUGUCUGGUGUCUGUUAGCCGGGGGUCAUGGAGGAGUCUGUGUCUGAAUGAGGAGGUGUUGAGGUUGGGUCUGGCACGCACCGUCCCAGUCUCUGGACUCCACCCUCAGUCCCACCUUUUCCUGAGGCUCCACCAACGGCUGCUCAAGGCAGAGGUCAAGGCCGAGCGGAAGGGGCGAGGCAUGUGGAAAGAGGAUAGCCUAUGGGAGAGGACCUCACAGGCUGUUUUGGACAACCCACUGGUCAGACUCAUCAGGAGGAUCUUCAAGUGGACGUGAUUGGCUGGCUGACUGACUGGCUGGCUGGCUGGCUGGUUGACUGGCUGGCUGGCUGACUGACUGGCUGGUUGGCUGGCUGGCUGACUGACUGACUGGCUGACUGGCUGGCUGGCUGGCUGGCUGGCUGGCUGGCUGACUGGCUGGUUGGCUGGCUGGCUGACUGACUGACUGACUGACUGGCUGGCUGGCUGGCUGGCUGGCUGGCUGGCUGGUUGACUGGCUGGCUGGCUGACUGACUGGCUGGUUGGCUGGCUGGCUGACUGACUGACUGGCUGGCUGGCUGGCUGGCUGGCUGGCUGGCUGGCUGACUGACUGGCUGGCUGGCUGGCUGGCUGGCUGACUGACUGACUGGCUGGCUGGCUGGCUGGCUGGCUGGCUGGCUGACUGGCUGGCUGGCUGACUGACUGGCUGGCUGGUUUGGCUGGCUGGCUGACUGACUGACUGGCUGACUGGCUGGCUGGCUCGCUGGCUGGCUGACUGGCUGGCUGGCUGACUGACUGGCUGGCUGGCUGGCUGGUUGACUGGCUGGCUGGCUGGCUGACUGACUGGCUGGUUGGCUGGCUGGCUGACUGACUGACUGGCUGACUGGCUGGCUGGCUGGCUGGCUGGCUGGCUGGCUGACUGACUGGUUGGCUGGCUGGCUGACUGACUGACUGGCUGGCUGGCUGGCUGGCUGGCUGGCUGGCUGGCUGACUGACUGGCUGGUUGGUUGACUGGCUGGCUGGCUGGCUGACUGACUGGCUGGCUGGCUGGCUGGCUGGCUGACUGACUGGCUGGCUGGCUGACUGGCUGACUGGCUGACUGGCUGGCUGACUGACUGACUGCUUGACUGACUGCUUGACUGACUGCUUGACUGGCUGGCUGGCUGGCUGGCUGGCUGACUGCUUGACUGACUGCUUGACUGACUGCUUGACUGGCUGCUUGACUGGCUUGCUGGCUGGCUGGCUGGCUGACUGACUGCUUGACUGACUGCUUGACUGACUGCUUGGCUGGCUGGCUGGCUGGCUGACUGACUGCUUGACUGACUGCUUGACUGACUGCUUGACUGACUGCUUGGCUGGCUGGCUGGCUGGCUGACUGACUGCUUGACUGACUGCUUGACUGACUGCUUGGCUGGCUGGCUGGCUGGCUGGCUGGCUGGCUGGCUGGCUGACUGACUGACUGACUGCUUGACUGGCUGGCUGGCUGACUGAUUGCUUGACUGACUGACUGACUGACUGACUGCUUGACUGCUUGACUGACUGACUGACUGAUUUCAUUUGGUCUCUGAAAGUGAGUUCAUGAAUGUUGCAGGGCCCAGGCCCAUCUCAGAAUACAGCUGUGUCAUUAUGUGUCUGCGUUUGAGAAGUGGAUCAUCUAUUUGUCAACUGAUUGCCCAGAGAUUGCUCUCAAAAUAGAAUAAGGACAAUAUUCACACGAUUAUCUGUACAAACAAUCUUUUCUCCUGUUCUUUACCUUCGGGGAAAAGUGUGCAACGAUGUCUCAAAUGGAUGGGGGUAUCGACAAAAUCGUAGACAUGGGACAACAUUUUUUUUUUGACCCACUUGCUUAUUAAAGUUGAUAUAUAUAUCGAUGGAGAUUAUAGACGCACUGACACGGCAAUGACAAGACAGAAUAGAAACCAGUCUACUUACAGUUGGUCUUCCCCUUCGUGGGUCAGGAUAUGUUGAUGUUUCGUCAGAUCAUUUUAAAGAAAUUCGGCUGUCAGAAAUCCACAUAUCUACAUCAAACGUAUUUUGAUUUGUGAAAUAAAUAUGCAUUGGUUAAUUCA
Oncorhynchus masou masou (cherry salmon) is the source of this 2716-nucleotide messenger RNA. RefSeq names its product c18h3orf33 homolog (H. sapiens) (gene miso1). The record is from RefSeq and is a predicted model, not a curated record. NCBI's taxonomy places the organism in Eukaryota, Metazoa, Chordata, Actinopteri, Salmoniformes, Salmonidae. The coding region runs from base 202 to 945 and encodes 247 amino acids. The transcript has 5 exons.